Messenger RNA from Malus domestica (apple), 2488 nucleotides. RefSeq names its product transmembrane 9 superfamily member 10-like. Lineage: Eukaryota; Viridiplantae; Streptophyta; Magnoliopsida; Rosales; Rosaceae. Gene Ontology annotation, biological process: protein localization to membrane. The record is from RefSeq and is a predicted model, not a curated record. Gene Ontology annotation, cellular component: membrane.
UGUCAGCCUCGUCUUGUAAAUCCCAACCAUCUGGUUUUAGAGAGAGAGCGCUUCUCGUUCUUCUCGUGUUUUUAAAGCAAACAGGGAACCAACCACUGAGUGAUACAUUGGUUUGAUACAAUCAUACAAACACUCUCACAGAAUAUCUGAAUUGCAGAGAGAGAGAGAGAGAGAGAGGAAGUGGAUCUAGAUCUUGUGGGAAGAAGCCAUGGCGAGAGGACCUCUCGCUUUUCAGCUAUGGAUCUCUGUGUGUCUUUUGCUCUUCUUUCAUGGUCGCUGCUUCUACCUCCCGGGUGUCGCCCCUCAAGAUUUUCAGCAGGGAAAUAUCUUGAAUGUGAAGGUGAACAAACUGACCUCUACAAAAACUCAACUUCCUUACUCAUACUAUUCCCUCCCAUACUGUACUCCGGAGCAUAUAGUAGACAGUGCAGAAAAUCUUGGGGAAGUUCUUCGUGGUGAUCGCAUUGAAAACUCUCGUUACGAGUUCAAAAUGAGAGAACCAAAGAUGUGCAGUGUUGUAUGUCGUGUAGUUCUUAAUGCAAAAACUGCAAAGGAGUUUAAGGAAAAGAUAGAUGAUGAGUAUCGGGUGAACAUGAUUCUGGAUAAUCUUCCUCUGGUUGUUCCUAUACCACGGCUUGAUCGGGAAAAUGCCUUGGUGUAUCAACAUGGAUUUCAUGUUGGUCUUAGAGGACAAUAUGCUGGGAACAAGGAUGAAAAGCAUUUUAUCAACAAUCACUUAACAUUUACAGUCAAGUAUCACAAGGAUCCAAUGACAGAAUCUGCCAGGAUUGUCGGAUUUGAGGUGAAACCAUUCAGUGUUAAGCAUGAAUAUGAAGGUGAGUGGACUAACAAGACACGUUUAACAACAUGUGAUCCCCAUGCGAAGCGAACAGUUAGCAGCUCCGAAUCUCCUCAGGAGGUUGAAGAUAAAAAGGAAAUUAUAUUCACAUAUGAUGUUGAGUUCCAGGAGAGUGAUGUGAAGUGGGCAUCCCGAUGGGACACAUAUCUUCUGAUGGCUGAUGAUCAAAUCCACUGGUUCUCAAUUGUUAAUUCUUUGAUGAUUGUUCUUUUCCUUUCCGGCAUGGUUGCUAUGAUAAUGUUGCGGACACUUUACCGGGAUAUCUCCAAAUACAACCAACUAGAGACCCAAGAAGAAGCCCAAGAAGAGACAGGAUGGAAACUGGUUCAUGGGGAUGUAUUCAGACCUCCAGCAAACUCAGAUCUACUGUGUGUGUAUGUUGGGACGGGUGUGCAGUUCUUUGGGAUGAUUCUCGUCACCAUGCUCUUUGCAGUCCUUGGAUUCCUCUCCCCCUCAAACCGAGGUGGGCUGAUGACCGCCAUGCUCCUCCUCUGGGUCUUUAUGGGCCUCUUUGCUGGAUACUCUGCAGCCCGUCUAUACAAGAUGUUUAAGGGAACAGAAUGGAAGAAAAUCACUCUGAAAACAGCUUUCAUGUUUCCUGCAACUCUCUUUGUUAUUUUCUUCGUCUUGAAUGCUCUUAUCUGGGGCGAGAAGUCCUCUGGGGCAGUUCCAUUUGGAACCAUGUUUGCUCUGGUAUUCUUAUGGUUUGGCAUUUCAGUUCCACUUAUCUUCGUUGGUGCAUAUGUGGGUUUUAGGAAGCCGUCAAUUGAGGAUCCUGUGAAAACCAACAAGAUCCCUAGGCAAGUCCCGGAACAGGCAUGGUACAUGCAUCCAGCCUUCUCUAUCCUAAUUGGAGGCAUACUCCCGUUUGGGGCCGUCUUUAUCGAGCUCUUCUUCAUCCUUACAUCGAUAUGGUUGCAUCAGUUUUAUUACAUAUUUGGAUUCCUUUUCAUCGUCUUCAUUAUCCUCAUCAUCACAUGUGCCGAGAUCACAAUUGUUCUCUGCUACUUCCAGUUGUGCAGUGAAGACUACCUUUGGUGGUGGAGGUCGUAUUUGACCUCGGGCUCCUCAGCGCUCUACCUUUUCCUCUACGCUGCCUUCUACUUCUUCACUAAGCUUGACAUUAAGAAGCCAGUUUCUGGAGCCUUGUAUUUCGGGUAUAUGCUGAUUGCCUCUUAUUCCUUCUUCGUGCUGACUGGUACAAUCGGUUUCUACGCAUGCUUCUGGUUUACUAGGCUCAUCUACUCGUCAGUGAAGAUUGACUGAUUCAUAGUCCCAAUCUGAAGGAAAUGAUUCUCUUGUUUUUCCGCGAUGAUGAUGUCCUCGUGGAGCUACCAACUGGGUUCGAUUUUGAAUCUCAAGGUCGUAGAAAUUCUUGUUCCUAGCCUUUCUCUAUACAGGUCAUUUUUUAAGCUGCUCUUUUUGUUUAUUUGUUCUUCUACCAUCGUGUUCUUUCCGUUCCAUACGAUAACACUCGAGAAAAUUGUAAGCAAUCUCCGUGCCGUCGUCGACGGCGCAUCGCUGAUUGCAGGAAUGAAAAGGGAAUUCCUGUAUGUAAAAUUGCUACUGCUGCUUUUUAUUAUGUUUUCUUGCCAAACACAUCUCUGGAAAUAAUAUAGCUUAACGUCU